AGCCAGUGAGCCGGAGGCCCCGUCUUCCUCUUCUCUCCUCCGUCCUCCCCCUCCUUAUCUCCAGGGAGGAAAAAUAACCAAGAACGCACCUUUGUUCUCUCUCUCUCUCUCUCCUCGGAGGUUUGGGGGAGUUACUUCUAACCAUGGCAGGAACCCUGCUCCAGCCGGUUGCUCUUGGAACAACUUUCGCGGGCCGUGUAAGUGGUCAGCGAUGGAAGUCUCAUGGAACCAGGAGGCCUCCCUCAAUGUUGGCUAUGUCAUUGAGCCGCCCUGUUAAGAUGGCAGCAUUUGUUGGUCUGAGAUCAGUACAUAGCUUCUCAGUCAUGCCAGUCAGCAACUUCAGAUCGACGGUUGCAUCUUACAGAUCAAGACGGGGAAGGCGUACUCGUUUUGUAACCAGAUCGAUGUUUGAGAGGUUCACCGAGAAAGCUAUCAAGGUUAUAAUGCUUGCGCAAGAAGAGGCAAGGCGGUUGGGACACAACUUUGUCGGUACCGAGCAAAUUCUAUUGGGUUUGAUUGGAGAAGGCACUGGUAUUGCUGCUAAGGUGCUCAAGUCAAUGGGUAUAAAUCUCAAGGAUGCACGUGUGGAAGUGGAGAAGAUCAUUGGGAGAGGCAAUGGUUUUGUUGCUGUCGAAAUACCAUUCACACCACGUGCAAAACGUGUUCUGGAGCUUUCAUUGGAGGAAGCUCGUCAGCUAGGACACAACUAUAUUGGAUCUGAGCACUUGCUUCUUGGACUGCUCCGUGAGGGUGAAGGUGUAGCGGCCCGUGUGCUCGAAAGCCUUGGAGCUGACCCUAGCAAUAUUCGUACACAGGUUAUUCGAAUGAUUGGUGAGACAACAGAAGCUGUUGGUGCAGGAGUUGGGGGAGGGAGCAGUGGUAAUAAAAUGCCAACACUUGAGGAGUACGGAACUAACUUAACAAAAUUAGCAGAGGAGGGAAAGCUGGACCCUGUUGUUGGAAGGCAACCGCAGAUUGAGCGUGUCGUACAAAUUCUGGGGAGACGAACAAAGAACAACCCAUGCUUAAUUGGAGAGCCUGGUGUUGGAAAGACAGCAAUUGCAGAAGGCCUUGCGCAACGCAUUUCUACUGGUGAUGUGCCUGAAACAAUAGAAGGAAAGAAGGUCAUUACCCUCGAUAUGGGACUUCUUGUUGCUGGUACAAAAUACCGUGGCGAAUUUGAAGAAAGAUUAAAGAAGCUGAUGGAAGAAAUCAAGCAGAGUGAUGAGAUAAUACUAUUCAUUGAUGAGGUCCACACUCUCAUAGGAGCAGGAGCAGCUGAGGGUGCUAUUGAUGCUGCUAACAUUUUGAAGCCAGCAUUAGCAAGAGGAGAAUUACAGUGUAUUGGAGCCACCACGCUCGAUGAAUACAGGAAGCAUAUUGAGAAAGACCCAGCAUUAGAAAGACGUUUCCAGCCUGUAAGAGUGCCAGAGCCAACAGUUGAUGAAACCAUAGAAAUUCUCAGAGGGCUUCGGGAACGAUAUGAGAUCCAUCAUAAACUUCGUUACACUGAUGAUUCUUUGAUUGCUGCUGCGAAGCUAUCUUAUCAGUACAUUAGUGAUCGUUUCCUCCCAGAUAAAGCAAUUGACUUGAUUGAUGAAGCAGGUUCACGUGUAAGGCUUCGACAUGCCCAGGUCCCUGAAGAAGCUAGAGAGCUUGACAAGGAGCUCAAGCAAAUCACAAAAGAUAAGAAUGAAGCUGUUCGUAGCCAGGACUUUGAAAAGGCUGGAGAGCUGCGUGAUCGUGAAAUGGAAUUGAAGGCCCAGAUAACAGCGCUCAUUGACAAGAGCAAGGAGAUGAGCAAGGCAGAGACUGAAUCAGGGGAGACAGGGCCACUGGUCAAUGAAGCAGACAUCCAGCACAUUGUAUCAUCAUGGACUGGUAUCCCAGUAGAGAAAGUCUCAAGUGACGAGUCCGAUAAGCUUCUGAAGAUGGAAGAGACUUUGCACACGCGUGUAAUUGGUCAAGAUGAGGCUGUGAAAGCCAUCAGUCGCUCCAUCCGGCGUGCUCGUGUCGGCCUCAAGAACCCGAACAGGCCAAUCGCGAGCUUCAUCUUUGCAGGUCCAACCGGUGUUGGUAAAUCCGAGCUUGCAAAGGCGCUCGCGGCUUAUUACUUUGGCUCCGAGGAGGCCAUGAUCCGGCUUGACAUGAGUGAAUUCAUGGAGAGGCACACUGUAUCCAAGUUGAUUGGAUCACCCCCAGGGUAUGUUGGUUACACUGAGGGUGGACAGCUGACGGAGGCAGUUCGACGCCGGCCAUACACCGUUGUGCUCUUCGACGAGAUUGAAAAGGCGCAUCCAGAUGUGUUCAACAUGAUGCUCCAGAUCCUGGAAGAUGGAAGGCUAACUGACAGCAAGGGGAGGACAGUGGACUUCAAGAACACCCUCCUCAUAAUGACAUCGAAUGUCGGGAGCAGCGUCAUCGAGAAGGGCGGGCGAAAGAUCGGGUUCGACCUCGACUACGACGAGAAGGACAGCAGCUACAGCAGGAUCAAGAGCCUGGUCGUCGAGGAGAUGAAGCAGUACUUCCGCCCCGAGUUCCUGAACCGCCUCGACGAGAUGAUCGUCUUCAGGCAGCUCACCAAGCUGGAGGUGAAGGAGAUCGCCGACAUUAUGCUCAAGGAGGUCAUUGACAGGCUCAAGGCCAAGGACAUUGCCCUCCAGGUCACCGAGAAGUUCAAAGAACGGGUCGUCGACGAGGGGUAUAACCCGAGCUACGGCGCGAGGCCGCUGAGGAGGGCCAUCAUGAGGCUGCUGGAGGACAGCCUCGCGGAGAAGAUGCUGGCUGGGGAGGUGAAGGAGGGCGACUCCGCCAUUGUUGAUGUGGAUUCGGAGGGGAAGGUGGUCGUCCUGAAUGGCCAGAGUGGGUUGCCGGAGCUUUCAACCCCGGUCGUCACUGUGUAGUAGUACUAGUUGAUAACUGCAGAGUGUUGAAAAGAUGCAGUCUUUUUCAUUUCAGAUACAUUUCUCCAUAGUUAGCAACUUAGCAGAACUGUAUAUAUAGCAUCAUAUAAACUUGGUUCUCAUUUUUAAAAUGCAUUUUAUUGUCUUCCUGGUUCUCAUUAUUAUGUUAUG
Messenger RNA from Oryza brachyantha (malo sina), 3074 nucleotides. Its product is annotated as chaperone protein ClpC2, chloroplastic. The record is from RefSeq and is a predicted model, not a curated record. Gene Ontology annotation, cellular component: cytoplasm. The coding region runs from base 144 to 2903 and encodes 919 amino acids. Gene Ontology annotation, molecular function: protein binding; ATP binding; ATP hydrolysis activity. Lineage: Eukaryota; Viridiplantae; Streptophyta; Magnoliopsida; Poales; Poaceae. The transcript is spliced from 10 exons. Gene Ontology annotation, biological process: cellular response to heat.